Molecule: messenger RNA, 3443 nt
Organism: Artibeus jamaicensis (Jamaican fruit-eating bat)
Lineage: Eukaryota; Metazoa; Chordata; Mammalia; Chiroptera; Phyllostomidae
Gene: AXDND1
Product: axonemal dynein light chain domain containing 1
Exons: 28
Coding region: 113-3253 (1046 amino acids)
Source: RefSeq, a predicted model, not a curated record
GUUCCAAGAAAAUGAGAGGCGCAAGAAGUCUGGCGGGAAACAUAACCUACAGUUAAUUUUCGAGAAGGCUAUUUCAAAUUAUUAAAGAGAGUGAUUGGAGGCAUUGUUUAUUAUGGCUCACCCGAAAACACCCCCGACGUCGUCUGAGAGCAAAAAGUUGAGAGUCUCUGCAUCCAAAGAAGAGACAGGACUUCCUGAACUAAGGGAGAAAAAAAAUAUGGUGGAUCAUUCAAAACCCCUUCCUACUUCCCUUCAGAAUGAGUUCAUCCCGGAAGAAGUUCUACUUUCUCUGACCUAUGCAGCCAGCGCUGGUCCUUGUCCUGAAAACUUACUGCCUCCAAAGAAACUUAAAACCCCAAAGGGCACCCUUCCACGCCCCGUUGAUCACGUCUGGCAUCAUCCUGUUCGUAGGAAUAAAUUCAAAUAUCUGAUUGACCAUCCCAUUUCACUAACAGGAGCUGGAAGGGAUAUUUCUUUUCUGUAUGACAUGAAAUAUGUCAAAGGAGAGGCCAGGGAGAGCACACUGUGUCCCCCGCAUUCUGGCCAUUCCUUACAGCCACGUGACAGCGCCAUUGUGCCUCACAAGCCAAAGAAACUAACAGAUACUUUGAUUCCCGAAGAAUUUCACAUUGUGUCAAACACAGGAGUCUCGGGUUUGGAGUGUUAUGAUGACAAAUACACUACUCUGCUCAAAGACAGUGAAAACAGGCUAUUGCUGUUCCCCUCCAUGAAGCCUAACAGAAGAGCGGAGGUGAUCCAGCUGAGUGACGUGAUGGACACUAUGCUGGAGAGGGCCGGGGUGGAAGAUCGGGACUACACAGGGCCAACCAAGAUGCACAAACUGCUACAUAUACUGAGGCAGGAACAGAAUAUUUACAACACGGUGUUUCACGAACUUAUUCGACAGGUCAGUGUAGACUGUGCAGACAGAGGAGAGCUGCUGUCUAAAAUCAGGGAGCGGUACGUACAAUUGCUUGACCAAAUUGCCCGGCAGAUGAUUGACUUCUACAAAGACUUGGUGACUCAGCGAAUGAUGGACCAGCGCAUCUUACAAGAAUUGUACAAUUUUAAGAAUGUUAUCGAGGAACUGACCAGGGAGCUGUGUUUGGUCCGGGCACAUGAUAUAAAAUUAACAAAGGAAGCAGAGAAAGCCCACAAGGAUUUGACACAAGCUCUUUUAGAUGCUGAGAAAAAUGCCAAAAUUGUGGAAGAAUACCAUGACUUGUACACAUUACAGAGAGGAAGGAUGGAGAGUGAUAUUAAACAGUUAAUGGCAGAAAGGGACGUCUGGAGCUCAGCCACAUAUGAACUGGCGCUCAAGGUAAUUGAAAGAAAUAAAGUCAUAUUGGCUAAAAAACUUUACCUGAACGAAAAAGGCUGGAGCAAAUAUGCUAAGCAUUUCAUCAUACUGCUGUCCAGCAAGGACACUUCAGACCUUGCGUUGUUGCAGAAGUUGACAGAGAACUGGAAAAUGUUAGUGAGUAAAUUUAGACAAGAAGUGGAAGAAAAUGAAGAGACUACCAAGGAGCAAGUGCGGAUUAUUAAGGAUAGCCUUAUAAAAUGGCAGGAAUUAUUCUCGAAAAAAUACAUUGUAUUCCCUAAAAAAGAAAAUAUAUUUGAACCACUUAUUCCAGACUUCCAGCAGUGGGUAAAGAUACUGAGUGACAACAGAGACAAGUAUAGUGGGGAUUUUCUAGUGUCAAAAUAUGAUUCUCUCAAGAUCAUUAAGUACUUGCAGGAAAACUGGACAGAUAUUGGGCUCGGGAUAUUCCGUCGCCACAUAAGCAUGGAGGGAGAGAUGCCGCCAGAGUAUUAUCAGAUGGAGGACAUUGUGAAAAGCAUAGAUACACUCUACAAAGAAUUUGAAGUAAGGAUAAAUGGAGAAAAUGGUGUCUGUAGACUUUUGGCAAGUGUGAUUAGUUCUAUGGACUUCUGUUGUUUCAAGUUGGAAAGCUUCGCGGAGGUUCCUGAAAUGUUUCCUAGAGAAUGGGAAGGACUUGAUGAAAAAAUCAAUGAAAUGAAAACCCAUUUGGAGACAUUGCUGGACACCAUUGGCACUGUUCCCCAGAGUUUGGACACGGAUACUGGCUCGGUACUGGAAGCACAUAUAUUUAACAUGAUUCAACAAUGGCAUUUGAAAAUAGGCAACGAGAUUAACAAUGGUAACAUUGAACUUCAGCGCCACAUGGAUGAAUUGCAUAUAUCUAUGAUCCGGUGGAUGGUGCGUCUGCUGAUAGUGAUGGUACCCGACAUUCCUGACCAGGACACUCUCCCAGGGCUGGAGGAGAAAAGAGCUAAGAAACACGACGUCAACAUUGCAACCUUGGAGCUAGACGUCAUCGCCCUGGCAAAAAAGCUGUCCAAAUACUCCCAUUAUUUGAACAGUUGCUGCAAAGGGAUGGUAACGGCCAUGGCUCUGAGUAUAACCAGCAACCUCCAAAAAUAUUCUACUAAGGAACUUCACGAUCUGAAUGCGAUGAAGAGAGAAUGUUAUGAGUGGAUCACCACAUGUUCUCACCUCCUUGGUCGGAUGAAAGGCAAACAAAUCCAGUUAUUGACAUACGAAGAAAAGUUGCAGCUACUCGAAGAAGAGGACUUGAUAAAAGAACUCUCUGAGCCUGAAGCAGACAUAUGUUUUGAAGAGGAUGAAAAAGAAAGUAAGAAGGAUAAGAAAUUUGAGAAAGGACCAGAAGAAGAGAAAGCAGAAAAACCUUCAACAUCUACAGAGAGCGAAAAACUCAUUCGAUUCAUUGGAGAAGAUGAAAAUAUUCAUUCCAAGCCUCUAUUUGGAACAGAUAUAUUAUCUACCUGGAGAACAUCAGCUAGUCAAGGUACAUUGGCCCCAAAGUAUCUUGAAGCAUUGGCAGUGAUUGAACGCACACAGGAGAAGUUAAUAGAGGUUGCAAACCGAGCCAAACGAGCAGAGGAGAAUUUUGAUGUUGUAAGUGAGAAACUUCAUUACACCCUUAUAAGAAAGAAAGAACUGGAGAAAGAACUGGAGGAAGCAUUGAUGAAGGCUAAGGAGAAGGAGACUGAAGGAGGAGAAGAGGAAGAAAAUCAAGGAGAAAGAGAAGGAGAAGAGGAAGAGCACAGAGAAGGAGAAGAAGAAGAGGAAGAAGAAGAAGAAAUCAGGCCAGCGGAAAGUUCCUCAAAAUCUCUGAAGAAAGGAGUACAGCGCAAGGAGGAUCCUCUCACUAGCAAAUCCAAAACCCGGAGUAGACCCAGCAAGAGCAAGCCCAAGCAGCACCCAUAGGGUGCCGGGGGUCACCGUGGCUCUCCUACCCGAACACACCCCAGAUCUCUCUGCGCUGUUGAGGUAACUUCAUGGCUCAUUGGAGGUGCUCCCUCUGCAACAGCUAGUAGAAAAGCCAUGACAUAUAACCCAAGAAUGUUUUCAUUAAAACUCACAGUGAUGGCUGCGGGGAAUCAGCACAUUCGCUUAU